Messenger RNA from Arabidopsis thaliana (thale cress), 678 nucleotides. RefSeq lists its product as uncharacterized. The transcript has 2 exons. NCBI's taxonomy places the organism in Eukaryota, Viridiplantae, Streptophyta, Magnoliopsida, Brassicales, Brassicaceae. Bases 1 to 678 code for a protein of 225 amino acids. The record is from RefSeq and is marked reviewed.
AUGAAGAUUGCUACGACAUCAAGUGCUUUCGAUUUGUUGCCCAAGGAUCAGAAAUACAAAACCAAACGUGUUAGUUACAACGAUUUCUCAGACCUCUCCUUCUUACCCGUAGUAAACCCUAAGAUCAAGAGACAAAAGAAGACUCUGGAAGAAGAAGUGGACUCAACUUCUAAGGCGAAAUCUAGCAGGACGAGUCUUACCAAAUCAGUUACAACAACAACAAAGUUGACAAAACCGGAGGAAACAAUCACGGCUUCUUCGAAAGAGUGUCUUCAAGAAACAAAGACGAAUAAGAAGCCUGAUUUGAGAGACUUGAUCGCCAAGGCACAAGAAAAAAUCCAAAACAAAAGGGAGAUUAAUCAUCGAAGAGAAUACAUCACAAGACAGAGGAUAGCUGCACGCUUAGCUCUAAACCAGAUGGUAGCAACCGUUAGCUUUGACGAUCAUCUCAACUAUCAUAGAGAAAUGGAACAGCGUGGCUACACAUUUAUUCAAGAUCAAGUUGAUAACUUGAACAUGUUCAGUUUAUGGUCAAGAAGCGAUUACAAUGGUAUCACUAACUCUGUCUUGGAAACGAGCAAUACGACAAUGCGGUCUGAUGAAGAUUCAUCGAGAAAGAAGCAGCAGAUCAUCAAAAAAAAGAGCAACACAUUCCCUACAGAUGUCAAAGAACAUUGA